Messenger RNA from Mesitornis unicolor (brown roatelo), 2204 nucleotides. RefSeq names its product ribophorin II (gene RPN2). Lineage: Eukaryota; Metazoa; Chordata; Aves; Mesitornithiformes; Mesitornithidae. The record is from RefSeq and is a predicted model, not a curated record. The transcript has 16 exons. The annotation marks the transcript as partial. Gene Ontology annotation, cellular component: oligosaccharyltransferase complex; membrane. Gene Ontology annotation, biological process: protein N-linked glycosylation.
UUCGCCGUCCUUCUCCUCAUCGCCGGUGCCCAGGCCCUAGCCCCCAGCCACCACCUCACCGCCCGCGACCUGGCCCGGCUGAGGGCGGUACUGGAGCGGCCCUUCACCGAUGUGCAGGCCGCCUUCUAUUCCAUCGUGGGGCUCAGCAACCUGGGUGUGCGGGUGGCGGACGAAAAGGCUGCAUGCAACUUCAUAAAAUCUCACGUGGACUCCAGCAGUGUUGAUUCCCUCUUCUAUGCUGCACAGUCCAUCCGAGUGCUGUCUGGCUGCGAGGUUACCAUUUCAAAUGAGACCAGGGAGCUGCUGCUUGCAGCUGUCAGUGAGGAUUCCUCAGUCACCCAGAUCUUCCACGCUGUUGGGGCCCUGAGUGCCUUUGGCCUUCCUUUAGCAUCCCAGGAAGCACUUAGUGCUCUUACUGCUCGUCUUAGCAAAGAAGAAAAUGUGCUGGCAACCAUCCAGGCUUUGGAGACAGCAUCUUACUUGUCCCAGCAGGCAGACCUAAGUGGCAUUGUUGAGGAAAUAGAGGAUCUUGUUGCUCGCCUGGAUGAUUUGGGUGGAGUUUAUCUGCAGUUUGAAGAAGGAAUUGAGACUACUGCACUGUUUGCUGCUGCUGCCUAUAAGCUGUCGGACCAUGUGGGUACAGAACCAGCAAUGAAGGAGGAUCAAAUUAUCCAGUUGAUGAAUGCGAUUUUUAGCAAGAAGAACUUUGAGACCCUCUCAGAGGCCUUCAGCAUUGCUUGUGCUGCAGGUUCUUUAUCCCGGAACCGCUACCACUUGCCUGUCAUUAUUGUCCCUGAAGGGCCUGCAGCUGUGUCUCACCAUCAGCCUGUACUCAGGCUACAAGUGACUGAUGUUAUGUCCCAGCCACUGACUCAAGCUUCUGUAAAACUGGACUACGCCAAGUCUGCAUCCAGCAAAGCCACUGUCCUUCAACAGACGGCAUUUGCUCUGUCAGGAGAUGUCUUUGAGCUGAACUUCAUGAAUGUGAAACCUGCAAGUGGAUAUUAUGAUUUCUCUAUCAGUGUUGAUGGAGAUAAGCGAUUUAUUGCUAACAAAAUCGAACUGAAAGUGAAAGUUUCCACAGAAGUUGGGAUAACUAAUGUAGAUCUUUCUACAGUGGAUAAAGAUCAGAGCAUUGCACCAAAAACAACCAGGGUGGCCUAUCCAGCCAAAGCCAAGGGCUCGUUCACUGCUGACAGCCAUCAGAAUUUUGCUUUAUCCUUCCAGCUGAUAGACGUGAACAGUGGAGCUGAACUCAUCCCUCACCAGACUUUUGUCCGACUUCACAACCAAAAGACUGGCCAGGAGGUAGUGUUUGUUGCAGAACCAGAUAGCAAGAAUGUAUACAAGUUUGAACUGGAUACCUCUGAAAGAAAGACUGAAUUUGACUCAGCCUCUGGUACCUACACUCUUUACUUGAUAAUCGGAGAUGCCACUCUGGAAAAUCCAAUCCUGUGGAAUGUGGCUGAUGUUGUGAUCAAAUUCCCAGAAGAGGAUGCUCCAUCCACAGUCCAGUCCAAGAACCUCUUUGUUCCCAAACCUGAAAUUCAGCACCUCUUCAGAGAACCCGAGAAGAGGCCUCCCACUGUGGUAUCUAACACUUUCACAGCAUUGAUUCUCUCCCCCCUCCUCUUGCUGCUCAUUCUGUGGAUAAAGAUAGGUGCCAACAUCUCCAACUUCAGCUUUGCUCCCAGCACCAUUGUUUUUCACACGGGACAUGCUGCAAUGUUGGGACUCAUGUAUGUCUACUGGACUCAGCUCAACAUGUUCCAGACUCUCAAGUACUUGGCCAUUUUGGGUGGCGUCACAUUCCUGGCAGGCAACAGGAUGCUGGCUCAAAAAGCAGUAAAACGGACUCACUAGUAACAGAAGAAUGGAAGAAAUGGAGAAAAACAAAGCAAAUGUCUUCAGAACAGGAGUGAAUAACUGAAAGACCAGAAGAAAGUCAGAAGCAGAUUUUUUUUAUAUUAAGUCAAAAGGGUGCCAGUUAUACUUUUUUAAAAAUAUGAUUUUCAUUGUUAUGUUCAUGCUACUUGAAUGUUUUUCAUAUGAAUCUGGAAAAUCUUUUUUUUCCCUGGAUCCUCCCCCCGUUUUUCUCCCAGGACAUUUGAAUUUCCUUUAGAAAAGAGAGGAAAAAGACAAUACAGUUCUGCCUUUCCCCAGGUGCCCUCUCCUCAUCCUAAAUGAUUUGUGAAUAAAGAGGA